UCCCUCCAAUCAGCUGCCGGUUUGUUAUUUAACCAGAGCGGAGUAGCAAAGAACCCAUAAAACAAUGGAAUUCCUGACUAAAGUGUGGGCCAAGGAGGCAGUCCCUCUAGCUGAGAUAGAAGCAACCGCCGAACCAGCGCAAAAAAAGCCAAAUCCAAAGACUGAUUCAACGCCUGCAAGUAAAGAAUCCUCUGGAGAAACUACCACCGCUCAGAAGGAUUGGGGUUAUGACUUAUAUCCGGAGCGGAGAGGAGAAACCUUCAAGCCCAAAUGGACCAAGGUGUUGUUCGGCAUGGAGGGCCAGGAGAACCUAGAUCGCUUCAAGUGCGAGGAGAAUGUCUAUUGGUGUGUCAAGAACGGUCCCCUGGUGAAACUGAUGAUGGGCGCCUUGAAGAGCUCCGGUUGCCCCAUCGAUCUGCGUCGCCACAUCUCCUGCGAGGUGUGCGAUUCCUCGGUCACCGGCGGCUACGAUCCCAAGCUCAAUCAGAUUGUGGUGUGCCAGAAUAUGGCCAAGAAUAAGAGCAUGGUCCACGGAGUGCUCACCCACGAGAUGAUACACAUGUUCGACUACUGCAAUAACGAUAUGGACUUCCGGAACGUGGACCAUCUGGCCUGUACGGAGAUUAGGGCGGCGAACCUGGCCCAUUGCUCCUUUUUGAGCGCCAUGUUCCAAGGAGAUGCCUCGCCAUUCAAUGUCAAGGAGGCGCAUCAGAACUGCGUCAAGUCAAAAGCCCUGGCCUCAGUCCUGGCUGUUCGUAAUAUAACCAAAGCCGAUGCCAUCGCUGCUGUGGAAAGAGUGUUCCCGAAAUGCUAUGCCGAUUUGGAGCCCAUUGGCCGGAGAAUCCGACGCAAUUCCACCGACCAGCAAAAGGCCUACAUGGAGGCACCCUUGUACGGCUAUGAUGUAUAUUAAAUUGUUAUAUAUGAUUUCGUUUUUAAGUACCCACACAAAAAACUUAAAUAAAACUAUGUUUUAAGCUAUGGA
Messenger RNA from Drosophila takahashii, 985 nucleotides. RefSeq names its product mitochondrial inner membrane protease ATP23 homolog. Gene Ontology annotation, biological process: mitochondrial proton-transporting ATP synthase complex assembly; mitochondrial protein processing. Gene Ontology annotation, molecular function: metalloendopeptidase activity. The record is from RefSeq and is a predicted model, not a curated record. Lineage: Eukaryota; Metazoa; Arthropoda; Insecta; Diptera; Drosophilidae.